AUGUCUUCUACAGGUGCCGGUGGCCCUCAGGGAGCAACUCGACCUAGUUGGCAGGAGAAACUGAAGGGUGCGAACCCAUUUGUUGCCUCGAUCUUCCAUAUUCUCACACUGAUUGACCCUCUGCUGUUGUCCAUAGACCAUUGCGAUAAAAAUGACUUUGCCGCCCCCGUCUUCCACAUCGUGUCUGACCGGCGAGGAGGCAGAACCGCCUGGUCAGCCACCGUCGACGUAGCAGGCCGCAGCUUUGCCGCUCGAUACUGGUAUGACGGCCAGUACAUCAACAACGCCAAAGAGGACGCUUCCGAGGUUGCUAUAAUGGCAUUGAAGCCUCAAGCAUUCGCCCCCCAGACAAGCUACCAGGGUCAAUUCUAUCCCUAG
Messenger RNA from Talaromyces atroroseus, 378 nucleotides. RefSeq lists its product as hypothetical. The transcript is spliced from 2 exons. The record is from RefSeq and is a predicted model, not a curated record. NCBI's taxonomy places the organism in Eukaryota, Fungi, Ascomycota, Eurotiomycetes, Eurotiales, Trichocomaceae. Bases 1 to 378 code for a protein of 125 amino acids.